Molecule: messenger RNA, 1710 nt
Organism: Rhodotorula toruloides NP11
Lineage: Eukaryota; Fungi; Basidiomycota; Microbotryomycetes; Sporidiobolales; Sporidiobolaceae
Exons: 1
Coding region: 1-1710 (569 amino acids)
Source: RefSeq, a predicted model, not a curated record
AUGGGCUUAGCCCGAUUUGACUUGAAACAAGAAUCUCUCUCUCUCGUCGUGGAUGGCGUCCCGAGAGUCGAAGCGUCGGAAGAAGAGGUUGUCGAGGCGCUGGAGAAGAGGAUCGGCGAAGUUGGCGCGGUGAGGAGCGUCCGUGCGCUGUCUUUGAGGAGGCCGGGCGCACCUUUCGGGUCGUACAUGGUUGUCCUGUGGAACAACAAACACGUCAGCGACUUCCUAGGCAACGAGGGACGCCUCUGGCUCGCCCCCACGGUCUGCGCAAGGUGCGAGAGGGCGAGAGGGAAGAAAGAGAUGACGCACCGGGAGGAGGCGGGCACGGCGGCGGCGGGGGCCGCGGAAGGCGCCAAGGAUGCACUGGUUGGCGCGAGGAGCAUGGAGAAGGGCCCAGCAGGCGGGCACAAGUCGAAGAAGCGGGAGAAGAGUGAGGAGAAGGAGAAGAAGGACGAGCCGGCUCGCACGAAACUCGCUAAGUCCGGAGACGGCUCGCUCGCAACUUCGCCCUCGCUUGGCGGGACUGGCCGCAACUCGCCGAUUACAACCAUCACAACAUCCUCUACACCUGCGAACCCCUUCGAGCCCGUCCUGCCGCCCGAACUCGCCAACUUCUCCAUCGAGCGAUCCCCCGACGCCGAUUUCGGCGCCCAAGUCGACGAGAUCGCGGAUUCUGCGGGGGCAAAGGGUCAGCAAGUAAGUCCCCCUUCAAGCGAGUAUGCAGCCCCAUUGCUGCGCGCCCCUGCGAAGUCAGACGGAAUUGAAGCCCGCGUUAGCGAGGACUCUUCCCUCUCCGCAGACCCGAGGAACGCACCUGCAUUGCCAUCGCUCCGCGCGCCCUCCACCGAGACACACCGCAUUGACUCGACGCCCAAUGGGGCCUCCGCCCCGUCAGCCACCGUCGCCCCCUGCGAAAAGGACAGGGUCGACAACGUCGAAGCCGGUCGUGGAAAGAGGACGAUUCCUGCGGGUGCAAUGCGUCAGCAAGUAAGUCACCCUCAAGUCGAGUAUGCGCCCCCGGCGCUACACGCACCUGCGAAGUCAGACGGAGUUGAGACCCGCGUUAGCAAGGAACCCUCUACCUUCGCAGAAACGCGGGACGCACCUCACUUGCCCUUGCUCUGUGCGCCCUCCAACAACCCCUACCGUACCGACUUGACGCCCUCGACUGGCGCCUCCGCCCCCUCGACUUCCGACACGCUCCUUGUCGCCGAAUCUCCUCUCUCCCCGACGCUCGCCGCACGCCGCCAAUCCCCUUUGCCCUUCCUCGAGUCCGAGACCACCAGUGGCAUCUGGACGCACGUCCCUACGCCGCUCGCCGACCGCCCGACCCAGUACCGCGCCAUGCCGAUCAUCAACUUCGAGUCAAUGGCGAGCGAAGCGGACAAGUCGUGGGCGGUCGAGACCGAGGAGGCAUUUCCGAUGACGAGGUCGGAAUCAAAGGAGGAGAGGAGGGAGCCGGAAGUCGAAGGAGGAGAGGUGGAUGGGUGGAAGAAGGUUGAGAAGUCAAGGAAGGGGAAAGAAACGGCGACGCGGGCGACGUCGACGGCGAAGGGCGAGCAAGGCAAGAAGAAGGGCGCUAAGGGGAAGGUGCUGUCAAGGGCAAGGCGAGUUGCGGUACUGGCGCCGAAGAAGGAGCUGCGGACAAAGGAGAGUCAGUCCCGCCCCGAGUCUCCCGACCCCCUCGACCUCCUCUCCCCCUCCCAAUAA